UAUAUAUAUAAAUGGCAGGGGAGAUCAUGAGCAAAUUAAAAUUAGAUCACGAGUUUUCCUCUUCCCUCAAUGGCCGAGUAGCAAUCAUCACAGGUGCUUCCCGCGGCAUUGGUAAAGCCAUAGCCAUCCACCUCCACUCUUUAGGAGCAAAAGUUGUUGUUAACUACGCCUCCAGCUCCACACAAGCAGACCAACUAGCCUCCCAACUCAACGCCAACUCCUCCUCCACCAACCACCCACAAGCAAUCACGGUUCAAGCUGACGUUUCAGAUCCAGAUCAGGUGAAGUUCCUCUUCGACAGAACCCAGCAAGAAUUCGGCUCAGAAAUCCAUAUUUUGGUUAACUGUGCUGGAGUGUUGGAUCCAAAAUAUCCAACUUUGGCCAAUACAGCAGUGGAGGAGUGGGACUCAACAUUCAAUGUGAACACCAAAGGUGCAUUCUUGGUCAGCAGGGAGGCUGCCAAGCGAUUGGUACAUGGGGGUGGUGGAAGAAUCAUCAUGAUAACCACAUCACUGGUUGGGGCGCUCUCGCCAGGAUAUGGGGCCUAUGGGGCAUCAAAGGCCGCGGUGGAGACGAUGACGAAGAUACUGGCGAAGGAGCUGAAGGGGACAGGAAUCACGGCCAACUGUGUUGCACCGGGGCCGGUGGCGACGGAGCUGUUUUACGCGGGUAAAACGGAGGAGCUGAUAAAGAGGUUGGUGGAUGCAUGCCCCUUCGGAAGACUUGGGCAGCCUGAGGAUGUGAGUGGCAUUGUGGGGUUUUUGGCAAGUGAUGUUGGGGAGUGGAUUAAUGGGCAGAUCAUUAGAGCUAAUGGUGGAUUUGUUAUUUAAAAACCCAUAUGUGCAUCAUCAUAAUCAUCAUCACUUUCUGAUUAUGUGUUUUUCUUUUCAUCAAUCAUUGUAGUUAAUGUUGUAAGACUUAUUCACGUGAAACCGUUUGUGCUUUAUAUUUUUUCAUUUUCAUUUUUUUCUCUCUAA
Molecule: messenger RNA, 977 nt
Organism: Ziziphus jujuba (common jujube)
Lineage: Eukaryota; Viridiplantae; Streptophyta; Magnoliopsida; Rosales; Rhamnaceae
Product: NADPH-dependent aldehyde reductase-like protein, chloroplastic
Exons: 1
Coding region: 12-830 (272 amino acids)
Source: RefSeq, a predicted model, not a curated record